ACAAACAUUUAACCUGACGAAAAUAAGUGAUUUUACAGUGUUAAAAUGUUUCCUUUUCUUGGAAGGUGUUAUGGGACCAGACGAAUAUCAUUUCAACAUCAAUAACUCAGUUUUUACAAACUACAAUGCAAAACUCAGCCUGGAACUACCAAAUCUUCUUCACAAAAGACAACUGACUCCAGUGAACCAGACGGAAGUGGAUGAGUUAAUGGAGGUCAGCAAGAAGAUCAGGAUUCUGUACGACCGACAAAGAGACUUUCAUCCUCAGUAUGACUCGUUCUCACUCGCAGAGAAAAUCAAACAGUCAGAUGUUGUCUUACUCGGAUUUCCUCUCCAAAUGCCAAUGUCCAGGUCAACAAGAAAAAACGACUUAGAAAUUUAUGAAAAUGUUACAGAUAAAUAUGGACCUGAUACAGGCACCUGGAGCAUGCACACUGUAGGUUGGUUGGAGCUAGGACAACCCCAGAGGGCUUACGAAAACUUCAAAAUGAUGUUCCGAAACAUCAACGGUCCUUUUAAGGUUUUCAGCGAAAAGCCCGCUAAUUCCAGUGAAGGUCCGCGAUGUGUAAAUUUCAUCACGGCAGCGGGAGGUCUUCUUCAGGCCGUGAUAUUUGGUUAUGGUGGACUGCGUUUAAAGGACGACCAUCUACAGGUGUCCAUCACCGAUAUUCCAGGAGCAUCGGAAUGGGCUAUGUAUGAUUUGAAGUACAGAGGGUUCACGUUCGACUUGCAUCUGAAAGAAAAUUCAUUGUCCAUAAAAGUUACGGACUCAGAGGACGAAGGGAUGUCAUUGGUCGUAAUGUUUCGAGAUGGAUCCUAUCCGCUUCACAAAGGGGAAGUAAAGGUUUUUGGAAAUAGAGCCAUAAAGCUCAAAGUGGAGGACAAAAAGUCCCUAAAUAACAUUAGAGAUGGGAAUAGUGGGCAAUGUCACACAUGUAAUAUCUCGGCGAUAGAAAUGUGUCUUCUUAUUAUGAUUUUAUUGCAUUCCAUGUGCAUAGAUUUAUUUUAACAACAAAAGUAUUUAUAAGUUUAUUACGUUUUAAGGUAAAUACAUAA
Saccostrea cuccullata (small rock oyster) is the source of this 1056-nucleotide messenger RNA. RefSeq names its product protein-glucosylgalactosylhydroxylysine glucosidase-like. Gene Ontology annotation, biological process: carbohydrate metabolic process. Bases 71 to 1009 code for a protein of 312 amino acids. Lineage: Eukaryota; Metazoa; Mollusca; Bivalvia; Ostreida; Ostreidae. The record is from RefSeq and is a predicted model, not a curated record. The transcript is spliced from 5 exons. Gene Ontology annotation, molecular function: hydrolase activity, hydrolyzing O-glycosyl compounds.